Messenger RNA from Cynara cardunculus var. scolymus (artichoke), 1625 nucleotides. RefSeq lists its product as uncharacterized. The transcript has 3 exons. Lineage: Eukaryota; Viridiplantae; Streptophyta; Magnoliopsida; Asterales; Asteraceae. The record is from RefSeq and is a predicted model, not a curated record. The coding region runs from base 293 to 1381 and encodes 362 amino acids.
CACUCUUCUCUCUCUUUUUAGGGCACAUUUUGCAAUCUACAGAUUCCGGGAUCGACGAUUGAUCAGUCAGAUCUAGGGAAGUUUUUGUUUCUUUUUGUUCGGUUUAUGAAUUUGUUUUUGAUUCAUUGAGAUUGGCUAACCAUUGUGGUUGGUCGAGUUGUGUGGAAGAUUCUGAUUUAAGGUUUUGAUGGAAGUUUUGGGGGUGGAUGGUGUUGAUUUGGGGAUGUGUAUAUGAAGAAGGGGGAAAUAUGGAGAUUUGUAUGAUAAGCGUUAAGUAGAUCGGGUUUUAUCAAUGGAAUCAACUCCACAAUCGAAGUUGUAUUCGGAUGUUUCUCCUCCGGUGACGGUGCGACAUUCUUCAUCUUGUGGCGGUGGGUCAAGUGUCGGUGGUAGUGGUUUUGGCUGUAUUGAACAUACCGUUUCAAAAUUCGAUACGCUCGCUGGAGUCGCAAUCAGAUAUGGUGUCGAGGUGGCUGACAUCAAGAAGAUGAAUGGCCUAACAACGGAUUUGCAAAUGUUUGCCUGUAAGUCGCUUAAGAUACCAUUACCAGGGAGGCAUCCACCAUCUCCCAUAAUGUCAAACGGGUAUCAUACUCAAGGACAAACAAGCCCGGAGAUGACACGCCCCAAUCGUAGAUAUUCUGAUUCAUUUAAUCCAAUUGAAUCGCUGAAACUAUCAUCUUCACCCCAUCGGAACAUCUCAUCGUCCAUCAAUUCUUUACGAGACUAUUAUGGUCUUAAGCCAAAUGAUUGGAAUGGUGUUGAUGAAGGUUUUGAAAUGACCCGAACCUCCACCCUACCCCUUGGUCUUCACCGGAAAUCAAAAAGCGAGGCUAAUGGAUUUUCCAAGACCCAUGCAAUGGAUAAUGUUCCCGUUGCAAACGGGAAAGGAGCUGGCAUCGAUAAAAGCAUCGAGAAGUUGGUAAGACGACGUAAAUCAGAGGUCGACCUCAAUAAUCACACCCUGGAAAUGCUGCUUAAACACGACAACAACAACACCACCACCAGCAGUAGUAGGAUCGUGUUAUCCACAUCCGCCGGAAAAGGCUUAGCGUUGCGGCAAAAAACCGCUAACCGAACAACCAUUGAAUCCGAAGCAGGUUCCUCCAACAUGUUUCCGGUAGGUUCUAGAGAUUCGUCAAUCGUCCAGGCUUUCAAUGGCGUGAGGAAGUCUUCAAGUGCACCGAGCUUUCAACACUCAGAGACUCAUAACAACAACAGUAACAAUAACAACACCAGUAGUCCUUCUUCAUCGUUAUUUUGGCCAAUUUCCAUUCUGAACUUCACCGCAGAUCUUCAAGCGCUAUCUACAACAACUCCAAUCUUCGAUGGAUUGCCGAGGCCGGUCAGCGGUCGGAAGAACAAGGCGGCUCGUGAUUAGUAAAAUGUGGCUCAUUUUGGCUCUACUAUUUAAAGGACCCCCAUUUUAGUGUGCAUAUUAUGUUCAUGUUGGCAGCAAUUGGAUUGAUGUGAUUCAGAGAAAAUAGAAAGAAAUGAAAUGGUGAUAGGGAAAUAAGAGACGGUUAGAUAGCAGAAGAAAUGGUGUUUAGGAGGUUUUGCGAUUGUAUACUUGAAUUUGCUGAGAAGGAUAACAAUCAACUCUCUUUCCACUUAUAUAAUUCUUU